AUGAGCAAGCGCUCAUACCAAGAGUCAUUCUCUCCCGGUGGCUCGCAGCCGCCGGAGCAUAUCGAUAACAGUCAUAAUGGUUUAUUACCUAUCAAUGACCUCCUCUCACCCACGCAGGACCAGCCACAGUCGGCAGCCUCGAGCAAAAAGCCUCGGAAUUUUAUUGCCACAGUCGCAUGCGAAACAUGCAGGCUCAAAAAGACCCGAUGCGACGAAUCCCGACCAAAAUGUGGUCUGUGCAAGUCCCUCGGCUUAGAGUGCGUCUACAACGAACGCAAAUCGUCCAAACGAGACCACUCACUCAGCUUGAUCAUGAGCACUCUCCAUCGAAUGGAGACCAAACUAGAAAGUCUUCCGUCAUCCAUCUGUAAUGAUUUACAGUCACGGCAGAGGCCCAUUCCUCGAACUAUUGAUAGCCCAUUAGAUACGAGCACCCCAGGCCGCAGCAGUCAGAUUAUCAACGUCCGACCGUCUGUUCCGAACCCCCUGGCACAAGGCCUUACUCCUGACGCUAUAGAACACGACGAUUUUGAGUUUGAUGAGCAUCAAAAGGUCACAAACUCGAACGGGCUAGUAUCAAUCUCCUUCAGCCAACAUGGGGUGAUUCUCUGGCCAGGGGCCCGGGAUAUUCUCCCCAAGAGAUUACUCGAAGCCCAUGAAAGGCUAGGGAAGAACUAUGUUAUCGACAUGGAGGUCAAAAGGCCUCAGCUCCCAAUGUACAUUUGCCCAUAUCCUCCGCAGGCUGGUGAUGACUGGCUAGAGGCACUUCCGCUGGCAAUGAUCAAAGGUCUCUCUGAUGCAUUUUUUGCCACAUUCAAUCCUUUCACCCCAAUUAUGGAUAAGAAUUUCUACUUUGCAUUCACAAUCUGGGCAGCAAUUGAGAGCGGAUUCGGCUACACAAUAGAAAGCUGCCUGGUUUUAAACAUUUUAGCAUUGGGCUGUCAUGCUGUUCAAGCUCAUCAAGAAGGGAAUUAUCCGCUACCCGGCACACGGAGCAAUCGUUUUGAGCCGCCAGACUGGAUGGCAGUGAUCCAUGAGGAGCCGUUGGGCCUACGUUUCUUCAAUGAGGCCCGUCGACGCAUUGGCUUCUUGAUGUGUGAUAACGACCUUCAGAGCUGUCAAUUCUAUAUGCUGUCAUCGGUCUAUUACAGCCAAAUCCUCCGUCCGAUGGAUGCGUGGGCUAUGAUUCACCGCGCUGCUACGUGCUGUCUCCAAAUGCUGACCAACCACGACGUCAAUUUCGAUGAAUGGGAGGGUGAUAUGAAAUCCCGCGUAUACUGGAACUGCUUAAUGAACGAAACCAUCCUCGUGCAAGAACUGCAUCUGCCUCCCAGCGGCCUAGCCCGACUCGAGGAAUUCGUGCCCAUUCCAAAAUUCAUCAGCUUCGAAACCGUUGGCUUGGUACCCCCUCGAUCCGCCUCACAAGAGCUAGACGACUCCUUCUUUCAAUACCAUUUCCUCGCGCAGGUCGCCCACCGCAUCAUCCUCACUCGCAUCCGCCAUUCAUUGUACUUCUACUCCGACUCAGGGACCUUCCCUCUCCCAGCUAUCAACGCAGAGCUCCACCACCAACUCGAGCAAUGGCGUCUCAACCUCCCACCCGCCAUCCAAUUCCAAGAUACCCAUGCAGCCACCCCAGUAAACCCCAAUAACGCCACCACAACCCCCAUCACAUCGCCGUCAACCCCCAUCUCCCCCCUCCCUCUAGACCCUAACCGGCCGCUCUCCCCCGCAACUGCCGUCUCAGAAGCAAUGCUCCGCGGCCGCUUCAAGAUCGCCAAAUUCCACAUCGGCCGUCCAUACCUCUACAAAGCCCUCCGCAUCCCCGCCUCCCUCUCGGAAGACGAUCUCGAGCAAGUCCGCAGCGGCCUCCAAAACGCCAUGAACUGGCCCGUCGUCGGCGGCAUCUUCCAGAACAUGAAAAGCUGUAUUCCGAUCAAGUUUGCCUUUUGUUCCCAGUUCUUCGGCCAGGUCCUCCUCUUCUAUUGUAUCUCGCAUUCCCCGGAUCCCCGUCUCCGCAGUACGCUGCCCCCGGACUGGGAGCGCUGGAGUCAGGAAAUGCUGCAGUUCUUGGAAGAUUGUGCGCCUUUUAGUCCUGCUGUUGCGAAGGAUUUGGAGCUUUUGAGGCUUUUAUGA
This is a messenger RNA of Aspergillus bombycis, 2136 nucleotides long. Its product is annotated as putative C6 finger domain protein. The record is from RefSeq and is a predicted model, not a curated record. Gene Ontology annotation, molecular function: zinc ion binding; DNA-binding transcription factor activity, RNA polymerase II-specific; DNA binding. Gene Ontology annotation, biological process: regulation of DNA-templated transcription; DNA-templated transcription. The coding region runs from base 1 to 2136 and encodes 711 amino acids. NCBI's taxonomy places the organism in Eukaryota, Fungi, Ascomycota, Eurotiomycetes, Eurotiales, Aspergillaceae. The transcript has 7 exons.